GUCGCCGCGUCGGAAGCCUUGAUCCGCCUCCCGCCCGUGUCUCCUCCGAGCGGGCAGAUUCGCCUCAGCGCCAGCCCUCCCCCCGCCUCUCCCCGUUAUUCUCCCCGCAGCCGCCUCCUUCCCCAUCCCAUCAUGAGGCUGAAGGGCCGGGGAUGCUGCGCCCGGGGCGGAGGCGACGCCGACCGAGAGGAGGCGGGAGGGGAAGAGGCGCGAGGCCCGCCGGUGCGGAGCCCCUUCGCGCACCAGCUGCGCUUCAGCACCCUGCAGAAAGCCAAGAUUGCCUUUAUGACUUUGACUCUGUUUCCCAUCCGGCUAUUCUUUGCUGCGUUUAUGAUGUUGUUGGCCUGGCCUUUUGCAUUUAUCGCUUCCAUGGGACCGGCUGAAAAAGAACUUGAAAAGCCUCUUUCUUGGUGGCGAAAGGUUGUGGACAUCUUGCUGAAGGCAAUCAUGAGGGCCAUGUGGCUUGCUGGAGGAUUCCAUUGGGUCAAUGUAAAGGGCCGGCAGGCAUUGCCCACUGAAGCAGCAAUAUUGACCCUGGCACCACAUUCCUCAUACUUCGAUGCUAUCCCUGUAACAAUGACCAUGGCCUCCAUUGUUAUGAAAGCAGAAAGCAAAGAUAUUCCUGUGUGGGGAACUCUGAUCAAAUAUAUCCGGCCCGUGUUUGUAUCUCGAUCAGAUCAGGAUUCCCGGAGAAAAACUGUUGAGGAAAUAAAACGACGUGCUCAGUCAAAUGGCAAAUGGCCACAGAUAAUGAUAUUCCCUGAAGGAACCUGCACUAAUAGAUCAUGUCUGAUUACCUUCAAACCUGGAGCAUUUAUCCCUGGAGUACCAGUCCAGCCAGUUAUUUUACGUUAUCCGAACAAACUGGAUACAAUAACAUGGACAUGGCAAGGCCCAGGAGCGUUGAAAAUUCUAUGGCUUACUUUAUGUCAGUUUCAUAAUUUUGUGGAAAUUGAGUUCCUGCCUGUUUAUAUACCUUCAGAGGAGGAAAGGAACAAUCCUUCUUUGUAUGCAAAUAAUGUGAGGCGAGUCAUGGCAAAGGCCUUGGGAGUUUCAGUAACAGACUAUACUUUUGAAGACUGCCAGCUAGCUUUGGCUGAAGGUCAGCUCCGUCUUCCUUCUAACACCUGUCUCUUAGAAUUUGCAAAACUUGUGCGAAGCCUUGGAUUAAAGCCAGAAAGGCUUGAAAAAGAACUUAAUAGCUAUUCAGAAAGUGCCAGAAGAAUGAAAAGGGAAAGGGUCAGUCUCAAAGAGUUUGCUGCAUACUUGGAAGUUCCAGUUUCUGACACAUUAGAAAACAUGUUUGCACUGUUCGAUGAGAAGGAAAAUGGCCUGAUUGACUUGCGAGAAUAUGUAACUGCUUUGUCAGUAGUCUGUCGACCAUCCAAAACCUUGCAGACCAUACAGUUGGCUUUUAAGAUGUAUCAGUCAGAAGCGGGAAUGCUAACAGAAGAAGAUUUAACUUGUAUUCUAAAGACUGCCAUGGGUGUAUCAGAACUUAAUGUAUCAAACCUUUUUAGAGCUAUAGACAAAGAAGAAAGGGGGACAAUUACAUAUGAUGAUUUUCACAGGUUUGCGGAAGUAUAUCCAAACUUUGCUGAAGAGUAUUUAUAUCCUGAUCAGAUGGAAGCAGAAAGUUAUUUGAAGAAUCCUGCUCCAAAUGGUUUCUGUACAGACUUCAGCCCAGAAAUCAUUGAAGACAGACGAAAUCCGCUGCAGAAGAAGCUGAAUUGAUACUAACAGUCCCGCCAUCCUCUUCUGGGGAGAGGAGUAUGUCCUGUCUUGGACCUUUCAUAGUCUCACAACUAUAUAACCUAAAUUUUCCAGGGGAAAAAAUGGAAUUAUCUAUGUGCAUCGUGGAGGAAUGAUGGGUAUAUGAAUGGACCAGAGUGUUUGGAAAGAUUUAAUGAACAUUGUGACGCCAACCAUUCUUCUUAAAAUACGAUUUACAGCCAAAGCUAGUAUAAGUUCUGCCCUAAAUUUGCAAGAGGAACUAUCAAAGGCAUCCAAGGUUUCAACAGAAUUCUAAUUGUGUUUAUAUUUGUGUACUUUUU
Molecule: messenger RNA, 2054 nt
Organism: Eublepharis macularius
Lineage: Eukaryota; Metazoa; Chordata; Lepidosauria; Squamata; Eublepharidae
Gene: LPCAT1
Product: lysophosphatidylcholine acyltransferase 1
Exons: 15
Coding region: 133-1734 (533 amino acids)
Molecular function (GO): calcium ion binding
Source: RefSeq, a predicted model, not a curated record